GCUUCCAAGGCAUGCUGGUACUUGCAUGUAUUACAGAAGCUGAUUAAAAUAUCUUCUUUCUGGACAGAGGCAGCAACCGUCUCGUGUAACUUUCCUUGAAGAACCAUGGGUUUCUACUUGUUCCUAUCUGCCAUGAUUGCGUGUGUAUACGCCGGUCUGGCCGACGCGGGCAAGUGUCCGGCUAAUCACACCAAGAUGUUGAAGAAAUGCACAGAGAAGAUACAGGUGAACAUCCAGUUGGCUGAGGGACACAAGUUCAUCACGGAUCCUGAAUACACCAAGAAGUUGUGCGAGGGCGGAGAGGUGGACCAGGCCAUCAGCUGCAUGGAGACCGUCUACAGCGAUUGCUCUGAGGAGGGGAUGGAAGACUUUGAUUUGCUCGUCAAUCCCAAAAGCUGGCGGUCCGCUAUGAAGGAGAUCUGCAAGAACAAAAAAUGUCAGUACCGUUUGAGGUCGCUUCCACGACAGAAUGAGUUCCAUUCAAAACGUGGAGUUGUACGAGCCAGUUCUCCAAAGAGACAUGUUGAGUUUCAUUCACCUGAUGAAGGAAUAAGAACAUCUGUGUAA
Haliotis rubra (blacklip abalone) is the source of this 567-nucleotide messenger RNA. RefSeq lists its product as uncharacterized. The coding region runs from base 106 to 567 and encodes 153 amino acids. The transcript is spliced from 4 exons. The record is from RefSeq and is a predicted model, not a curated record. Lineage: Eukaryota; Metazoa; Mollusca; Gastropoda; Lepetellida; Haliotidae.